Penicillium mononematosum is the source of this 1623-nucleotide messenger RNA. RefSeq lists its product as uncharacterized. Gene Ontology annotation, biological process: lipid homeostasis; fatty acid beta-oxidation using acyl-CoA oxidase. Gene Ontology annotation, cellular component: peroxisome. The record is from RefSeq and is a predicted model, not a curated record. NCBI's taxonomy places the organism in Eukaryota, Fungi, Ascomycota, Eurotiomycetes, Eurotiales, Aspergillaceae. Bases 1 to 1623 code for a protein of 540 amino acids. Gene Ontology annotation, molecular function: fatty acid binding; acyl-CoA oxidase activity; FAD binding. The transcript has 6 exons.
AUGUCUUUUCCAUCACUCGAAUUGGUCCAUCUACCCUUAUUCAAGCCUAUUCCGGAACAUACUCCCGAUGAUGAGAGAACCUAUAUCAGCUACCAGCGUGCUGCUGCCGUUGUCAAAAUUUACGGCAUGACAGCGGUAGAUGUCCUUCAAUUCACUCCAAAGUUCUGGAAUCUUCAUCUGGAUCUCAUUGGGGCUUUAGACUGCGCUGCAUAUACGUUGAUGACCAUUCAAAUCAACCUUGCAGCAGGAACAUUGGCUCCUUUUGCAGAGAAACAACCGCAGUACCGAAAACUCUUGAAUCGGAUGUUGGACUUUGAAAUUUCAGCACAGUAUAUGCUCACUGAGGUCGGGCACGGAUUAGAUGCAAAGAAUUUGGAAACAACUGCAACAAUGCUUCCAAGUGGAGAGUUCGAUCUACACACCCCUAGACCCAGUGGGGCAAAGAUGAUGCCACCAGCUGCGCCAGUAAAGGGUUUCCCGCGAGUUGGAAUUGUCUUCGCCCGGCUUAUUAUUUCCGGUGAAGAUCGUGGUAUCAGACCCUUUAUCACUUGGCUCAGCGAUGGAGAGCAUAUGUGUGAUGGUGUGACUGCGAAGUUGCUCCCCAGACGAGCAGCAUCAAAGCCGCUGGAUCAUGCCAUUACGACUUUUACUCAUGUCCGCCUACCCCAGUCCGCCCUCUUAGGAGGCCUGGAUAAGCCGAAAGAUAUGCGAAAGGAGUUUCUAUCAUCCAUCUGGCGCGUUGGGGUUGGUAGUCUCGCGUUGCCACUACAUAUGAUUCCAGCGAUGAAACGGGGUGUUUUCGUCGCAGGAAAAUAUAGCCAGCGUCGGCACAUAUUGGGGCCAGACCAGAAACCUAAGCCCAUUAUCUCUUUCCGGACUCAACACGGCCCCAUACUGCAUGCAUUGGCCCAGCUCUCCGUUUUCGACGCCUAUGCUCAAAAGAGCAUCCAGUACUUCAAACACACCAACCUGGCAGCCCCGGUCCAACAUGCGAUUGGGGCUAUGUCGAAGGCUGUGUUGUACAAAGCAUCUCAAGCCUGUCUUUUUACUCUCUCCGAGCGAUGUGGAGCGCAAGGUUUAUUUGAGAACAAUCAUAUUGUUGAGGCGAUGCUGGAAACGCGUGCAAUGUCGAUCGCCGAGGGAGAUACCCUAGUGUUGAGUAUUCCAAAGCACGAACAAGGGCUACUUGAUGAGCUUCGCGGGAUGACCAGGAUCAUUUCAGGGGGCCACCGCGGAGAAGAUUUUGACCGGUUGGUCUUGCCAAGAUCCCAGGAAUUCGUCGAGGCUAUGGGACAUCGCAUCGCCUAUGAAGCCGCUAUAGAGGCAGGAGUUCAUUCUGACUUAGUGGCACUGUAUGAAAUCUGGGUCAUAUUGCAGGAUUUGGGCUGGUUUGUCCAGCAUACGAGUCUGACCCGGGAGCGCAUGUUCCAGAUAGAAGCAGAAAGACUCAGCGCUGUGUUGCCUCAGUUGGAUACGUUGCUGGACGCUACUGGCGCUGAGCCGUACUGUAGUGCGCCUAUUGUGACCCAGGCAUCAUGGGACCAUUUCGUCGACCAGUUGGAGACCAAGACAGGAAGUCGUACUACAAGCAUCGAUCUCUCAAGGGGCGGGGCCAUGCUGUAA